Aspergillus clavatus NRRL 1 is the source of this 669-nucleotide messenger RNA. RefSeq names its product putative ubiquitin conjugating enzyme (UbcC). NCBI's taxonomy places the organism in Eukaryota, Fungi, Ascomycota, Eurotiomycetes, Eurotiales, Aspergillaceae. The record is from RefSeq and is a predicted model, not a curated record. The transcript has 3 exons. Gene Ontology annotation, biological process: proteasome-mediated ubiquitin-dependent protein catabolic process; protein polyubiquitination. Gene Ontology annotation, molecular function: ubiquitin conjugating enzyme activity. Bases 1 to 669 code for a protein of 222 amino acids.
AUGGCGGAGCGUAUCUUGAUGAACGAAUACAAGGCUUUGGCCAAGGAGGAAUGGGUGAACAUCGAGCUCAACAACGAAGACAUCUUUAACUGGAAUGUCGGGCUGAUCGUUCUGAAUCCGGAUUCGUUGUACUAUGGCGGCUACUUCAAGGCUUCUAUGAAAUUUCCAAAGAACUAUCCAUAUUCUCCUCCUGAAUUCCGUUUUCUCCGACCCCUCUACCACCCCAAUAUCUACCCCGACGGCAAGCUCUGCAUAUCUAUCCUACACGCGCCCGGCGAAGAUGAGAUGUCCGGCGAGCUGGCUUCGGAGCGCUGGUCCCCUGCCCAACGCGUCGAGUCUGUCUUAAUAUCCAUUCUCUCGCUCCUAGACGAUGCAGAAGUGUCGUCGCCCGCCAACGUCGACGCUGGUGUCAUGCUGCGGCAAGAUCCUGAGUCGUACAAGAUCACCGUGAAGAAGAACGUCGAGGAGUCUAAGAAGGAUAUUCCCGAGGAUUUCGUUAUGCCCACGCAUGAAAGUUCCAUGAAGAAACCCGCGGAUAAGAUAGACGAUGCAGACUUUUGGGCCGAUAGCGAUGUCGACAGCGACGUGUUUGGUGGGAGUGACUCGGACGAAGACUUGGAUAUCGACGACCAGGAUACCGGUAGCGAUGACGAGGAGGAUGAGGACUGA